AUGACUCUCCAUCUCGCCCGUCAAGCCAACACUUGCACUGGCAGCAAGCAAUGGUAUGUUUGCUCCAAGGGCAACUUCCGUGGCUGUUGCUCAAUCGAUCCGUGCAAUACGGGUGUAUGUCCGGAUCAAGAAAGCCAGACUACAUUGUCGAGGUCGACUACUUCAACCACCUCGAAAACGGCCUCAACUACAACGGCGACCUCGCCAACGACAGCUAUCACUACUGCACCUUCCACAAGCUCGCUGGGAGACAUCCCGGGCAUCAUUCCGACUCGAACUGUGACUCAGGCUGUUGCACCAGCGACAGAUACUGAUGCUGCUGAUGCGAGUCCUGGCCAUGACCGCGGCGCAUUGGUUGGGGGUGUUGUGGGAGGUGUAUUGGCCUUGAUACUGCUAGCCGGGCUGUUCUUCCUGGUGUACCGGUCUCGCAAGAAGCAUGGUAAACGGUUCGUCUUGCUGCGCUGGCGUGUCCCUCGCGAGAGCCAUGAGAAGACGUCCACGGUUGCAAGCAGUAGGGGGAUUGUGUCAGGGAACGAGGGACGGUUACUUGAUGUCCCAAAAAGCAACACGCCCUCCCACGCAAUCGUCAACCAAGCCUUGACAGUCCCGGGCUCAGAACAAACGUCCGCAAUGUCAAACACCAUAAGCCAACCGUCUUACGCAGACACGAGUAAAACGUUACCACCGGCUGAGACAGCCCAUCACAGCUCGCUCUCCUCCUUACCACCAGCAUCAUCCGCAGCAACCCACCCCUCCCCUGAUCAAAACCUCAACCUCAGCACAAACACAAGCACAAGUCCAACCCCAGACAGAGCAGAAAUCACCCCCGAACUCUUCGACACAGGCUUCUACCGCCAACGCGCCGAGCUAGCAGCCUACUCCCAAAGCGAACUAAUCAACAUCCCUCCUGAGCGCCGGCAGAUGCAGGUGUCCCCCGCGCAGCAUACCAAUUCCGAGAUUGACCAGCCAGCUCAACAACAGCUUCCGUCGAUCAUCACGCCGGACGGGGUAAUCCUAGGCGCGAACUUUGAUUACAGGGCUCCGCGGGAUGAUCCGUAUCCUGGUUCCGGGGAGGGGAUUGGCCAUGUGCUUAGUUUUAUGCAGUUUGAGGAGGGAGGGGAGGCAGGGCGGAGGGAGGAGUGGAGGAAGAGUUUUGAGAGUGGGACGGGGGUGUGA
Messenger RNA from Aspergillus fischeri NRRL 181, 1176 nucleotides. RefSeq lists its product as uncharacterized. The transcript has 2 exons. Bases 1 to 1176 code for a protein of 391 amino acids. The record is from RefSeq and is a predicted model, not a curated record. Lineage: Eukaryota; Fungi; Ascomycota; Eurotiomycetes; Eurotiales; Aspergillaceae.